AUGGUGCUAAAGGAUCCCGCCGUGGCUCUGACCCUUUUCCUUUGGAUUACGGCUUCCUGGGGCUGCCUGGCUGCAGCUGCCGGGGUUGCUGCUGCUCGCAAGCAGGACGAGUCUUUCUCCGCUGUCAGUGUCUACAGAGCCAGAUGCACCUCCAGGUGCCUGAGCCUGCAGAUCACUCGCAUAUCUGCCUUCUUCAAGCAUUUCCAGAACAAUGGCUCCCUCGUUUGGUGCCAGAAUCAUAAACAGUGUUCAAAGUGCCUGGAGCCCUGCAAAGAAUCUUGGGACUUGAAGAAAAACCAUUGCCAAAGUUUCUGUGAGCCUCUUUUCCCCAAGAAGAACUAUGAAUGCCUAACUAGCUGUGAAUUCCUCAAGUAUAUCCUGUCAGUGAAGCAAGGAGACUGCCCAGCGCCUGAGAAGGCCAGCGGUUUUGCGGCUGCCUGCGUUGAAAGCUGUGAGGCUGACAGUGAAUGUUCUGGGGUGAAGAAAUGCUGCUCCAAUGGAUGUGGACAUACAUGUCAAGUACCAAAAAAUCUGUACAAAGGUGUUCCACUGAAACCCAGGAAAGAAUUAAGAUUCACAGAACUUCAGUCUGGACAACUGGAGGUUAAGUGGUCUUCAAAAUUCAAUAUUUCAAUUGAGCCUGUGAUCUAUGUGGUGCAGAGGAGAUGGAAUUAUGGAAUCCAUCCCAGUGAAGAUGAUGCUACCAGCUGGCAAACGGUGGCACAGACUACAGAGGAGAGAGUACAACUGUCUGACAUAAGACCCAGCAGGUGGUACCAGUUCCGAGUGGCGGCCAUUAAUGUGCAUGGAACAAGAGGCUUCACAGCACCCAGCAAGCACUUCCGCUCUUCUAAAGACCCAUCUGCUCCACCAGCCCCAGCUAAUCUCAGAAUUGCCAACUCCACUACAAAUAGUGAUGGAAGUGUAACUGUAAGGAUUAUUUGGGAUCUCCCUGAAGAACCUGAUAUCCCAGUUCAUCACUACAAAGUCUUCUGGAGCUGGACAGUCAGCAGCAAGUCUGUUAUCCCAGCUAAGAAGAAAAGAAGGAAGACUACUGAUGGGUCCCAAAAUUAUGUGGUCCUGGAAGGACUGCAACCCAACAGCAACUACAUGGUGGAACUGCAAGCAGUAACAUACUGGGGACAAGUACGACUAAAAAGCACCAAGGUUUCUCUCUAUUUCAGCUCAACUCAAACAACUAUUAAUAAAGAACAGACCUCUCCAAUUGGGAAAACCCGGAAAGGACUAGUUGAUCCUCUUCCACCCUUUCAAAGAAGGAGACCGGCUCGUCUUCUUGAAAUUGGAGCUCCUUUCUAUCAAGACAAUCAACUUCAGGUCAAAGUCUACUGGAAGAAGACAGAAGACACUAGUAUGAGUCGAUAUCACGUCCAGUGGUUCCCAGAAUCCUGUGUGCACAAUGAAACUAAAGGGCCUGAAAAAGCAACUGGCCUGACCUAUGAAAACUACAUAAUUCUUCAGGACCUGUCAUUUUCAUGUAAAUAUAAAGUGACCGUUCAGCCAGCAAGAUCUAAAGGUCGUUUGAAGGCUGAAAGUAUUUUCUUUACCACCCCACCUUGCUCUGCUCUUAAAGGAAAAAACCACAAGCACAUUAGUUGUCCUGCUGAAGGAGCAUCAGUUCUCCCUAAAGUGCUGGCCAAACCCGAGAAUCUAUCUGCCUCUUUCAUUGUUCAGGAAGUAAAUAUUACUGGUCACUUUUCAUGGAAGAUAUCAAAGGCAAAUCUUCAUCAGCCCAUGACAGGUUUUCAAGUCACCUGGGCAGAGGUUACUACAGAGAGCAGACAAAACAGCUUACCCAACAGCAUCAUUUCCCAAUCACAGAUACUGCCAGCAGAUCAUUAUGUGCUGACUGUCCCCAACCUGAGGCCAUCAACGCUUUACCGAUUAGAAGUGCAAGUGCUGACAACAGGCGGGGAGGGGCCAGCUACAAUAAAAUCUUUCCGAACACCUGAUCUGCUGCCAUCUUCACCAUAUAGACCUCAUCUGAAACAGCACCAUCCACAUCACUACAAGCCACCCCCAGAAAAACACUAGACUACUUCAGAUGAUUAAACAAAUAACUGAGAGAAAAACUGAGCUCCCACAAGAAGACCAGAAAAACACACAUCUGUAGGAACAAUGAAUCAAUUUUUUCCAGUGGAAGUUAUCAUCCUGUAUGAUUUGUAGCUACUUCUACAUAGUUUAAGCAUGAAGACUAGUAUUUGUACCAGUGCCAGGAUGAAAUGUACAGCAACUAUCAUGACAGUACAACCCCUAUUUUGCUAACUGAAGAUUGCAUCCAAUUCAACACAUCUGAGAAAAAUCAAAUAUAUGUUUGUUGUAAUAACAUUUUGUUUCCUAGGUUUAAAGUAGAUUGAAGGGGUGAAGUGAAUAACAGAGGGUUUUGUUUUGCUAAUCUUUAUAACAAUAUCUGAGACAUUGUUCUUUUAUGUAUACAUAGCUUUGAAAGCCAGAGGCCAGAUCUUCAGCUGGGGUAAAUUAGCAUCUCUCAGUUGAACUCAGUGGAGCUGAGCCAAUUUACAUCAGCUAAGCCUAUACAGUAAAUACAGUUUGCCAUUAAAGGAGAUCUCCAUUUACCUAAAAUAAGUGCACAACCAGAUAAGUAGGAAUAACAGAU
Mauremys mutica (yellowpond turtle) is the source of this 2635-nucleotide messenger RNA. It is a transcript of the gene ANOS1, whose product is annotated as anosmin 1. Bases 1 to 2052 code for a protein of 683 amino acids. The record is from RefSeq and is a predicted model, not a curated record. The transcript is spliced from 14 exons. Gene Ontology annotation, cellular component: extracellular region; cell surface. NCBI's taxonomy places the organism in Eukaryota, Metazoa, Chordata, Testudines, Geoemydidae. Gene Ontology annotation, molecular function: protein binding; peptidase inhibitor activity. Gene Ontology annotation, biological process: neuron differentiation.